Mobula hypostoma (lesser devil ray) is the source of this 6667-nucleotide messenger RNA. It is a transcript of the gene pan2, whose product is annotated as poly(A) specific ribonuclease subunit PAN2. Gene Ontology annotation, cellular component: PAN complex; P-body. Gene Ontology annotation, molecular function: poly(A)-specific ribonuclease activity; nucleic acid binding; protein binding. Bases 172 to 3792 code for a protein of 1206 amino acids. The record is from RefSeq and is a predicted model, not a curated record. The transcript has 27 exons. Gene Ontology annotation, biological process: mRNA processing; nuclear-transcribed mRNA poly(A) tail shortening. Lineage: Eukaryota; Metazoa; Chordata; Chondrichthyes; Myliobatiformes; Myliobatidae.
AUAUUGAAACGCAUUACGUGGGUUUCCAAAAUAGAUUUUAGCAAGAACCAACCGGGAAGACGCUUCAUUAAUGUGGUUGGGCCUGGCUGUCAUUUUAGCUUGGGUCUUUCUUUGUCGUUGAAUGUCGUUGAAAACAUAGGCCAUAUAUUUUUGAGAUCUAAAAAGUAAACCAUGAAUUUUAAUGGUCUUGAUUCUGGUCUUGGAGAAUACGCGUCGCCCCUGCACCCUGGCAUCAGUGCUUCCCUGGAACGCUCGAUUGAGCAUUCACUCGAUCCCAGGCUUGACGCGGCGUUGUUGCAGAAUAUGGACUUGGAAGCCAGUGGGGUGCAGUUAGAUGGCAUGUCUGAAUCUGUACAUCUUCUGGAAGACAUGUAUUCCGAGCUGCACACAGUUGUGGCAGAAGUUGGAGUCCCUGUAACGACUGCGCAUUUUGACAUUCAGGAUGAAAUGCUUUGGGUGGGAAGUCAUGGGGGCCAUGUAACAUCUUUCUUUGGUCCUACCAUGGAACGAUACUCAUCCUUUCGAGUUAACUCUACAGAUGAUAUACGUCAGAUACAAACCUUAGAAAGUGGGAUUCUCUUUUUGAAUAAAAAUAACCUGAAGUGUUUUACUCGAGGAGGCCUAAUAAUGUUUGAUUUCGUUAUGGAUGAAGCCGAGGAUCUGCACAGCCUCCUCCUCACUGACAAUAACUCAGUUCUGCUGGGGAGCCUUCAGAAUCAUGUCAGAGAAAUAGACUUGAAUGCAAUACAAGAAACUGAAAAGUACAUUGUUGAGGUUCCAGGUGUGACAAUUAUGCGCCAGUCUAACCGCUCCUUCUUUUGUGGACAUUCAUCAGGAAAGGUAUCUGUCCGAGAUUUAAGAAACUUUAAGUUAGAACACGAGUUUGAUGCUUACUCUGGAAGCCUCUCUGAUUUUGAUGUACAUGGGAACCUGCUGGUGACAUGUGGUUUCUCAAAUCGAAUAAAUGGGCUGUCAUGUGACAGAUUUCUGAUGGUAUAUGACCUACGCAUGAUGCGGGCUAUUAGCCCCUUGCAGGUUCACGUGGAUCCUCUCUUCCUGAGAUUUAUUCCUACAUAUACUUCAAGGCUAGCCAUCAUCUCCCAAUCAGGACAAUGCCAGUUUUGUGAACCAACAGGCCUCGCAAGUCCUGCAGAUAUUUUUCACGUAAACACUGUGGGGCAGUUGGUUAUGUCAUUUGAUGUAUCUUCUAGCAAGCGAGCAUUGCUGUUUGGAGACUCUGGAGGAUGUGUGCAUCUAUGGGCAGACUCACCAAGUGCUACAUUCAAUGCGUACUCCCGUGAGACUGAAUUUCCGAUGCCAUGCAUGGUAGAUACACUGCCACAUCUGGACUGGAAUGAUGAGCUCUUGCCUUUAUCCCUCAUUCCAGUACCUCUCAUCACAGAUUCUCUGUUGUCUGACUGGCCAACAGCAAAUUGUGUUGUCACACCCAGACGAGCCCCACCUGUUGAGCUUGAGAUAUUGCGUACAAUGAAGAAAGUUGGGUUUAUCGGUUAUGCCCCGAAUCCCAAAACAAGGCUGAGAAAUCAGGUUCCAUAUAAAUUAAAGGAGAUGGAUGUAGAAUGUGACAACUACAAUCAAAUCCCAGAGUCUCCUAUUGGAAGGGAGGAAGAUACUCAUCUCUACAUGGUCCCAAAGAAAUAUCGAAAGGUUACUAUCAAAUAUUCGAAACUUGGUUUGGAAGACUUUGAUUUCAAGCACUACAACAAGACUUUGUUUGCGGGGCUGGAGCCACACAUUCCCAAUGCUUAUUGCAACUGCAUGAUUCAGGUGUUGUAUUUACUGGAGCCCAUCCGCUGCCAUGUUCAAAACCAUCUGUGUCAGAAGGAGUUUUGCUUGGGAUGUGAACUUGGAUUUUUAUUUCACAUGCUCGAUCUCUCAAGAGGUGACCCAUGUCAGGCCAGCAAUUUCCUUCGUGCUUUCCGAACUAUUCCUGAGGCAUCAGCUCUGGGCUUAAUCUUGGCGGAUUCAGAUGAAGCAACUGGAAAGGUGAACCUUGGCAGACUCAUACAAAGCUGGAACCGGUUCAUAUUGACACAGCUGCACCAAGAGACACAAGAGCAGGAAGGACCACAGGCCUAUCGGAGUGUCAUGGGGAGUACAUUUGGAUCCUCUGGUGAAUCUGUAAUAGGGAAGCUGUUUGGUUGUGAAGUUGAGAACUGUAGCACUUGCCGUUGUGGGAAGGAAACUGUUCGAGUUUCUUCAAGCCUGCUUUUUACAUUGCAGUAUCCUGAUAUAAAUAUUGUUGACAAAACUAUGCGACAGUAUGAAUUUGCUGAAGUGCUGAAAAGAAGUAUUUGCCUUGAACAGAACACCCAGGCCUGGUGUGAAAAUUGUGAGAAGUACCAGCCCACGAUUCAAACCAGGAAUAUUCGAUGCUUACCAGAUGUUCUUGUUAUUAACUGUGAAGUCAAUAGCACCAAAGAAGCUGAAUUUUGGAAAUGCCAAGCAGAGUACGAAUUGCACAACAAAAUGAGGAAGGAAGAUUUGGAAGCAAUAAGAAUGAAAGAAAAUAAUCCAACUGAAUGGGAAGCACUUUGUAAUGCUGAAGGUCUGAGUUUCUAUACAUCGAUUGAGGAAUUGAAAAAUAUUUGGAUACCAGAUUCCAUCAAGAUGAGGCUGACUAAAAACAAGGAGUUGGAAGUCACAAACUGGACUGAAAAUGAAGGCCUGUCCUCUUUAGAAGAUGAAGAGAACACCUACCUGUAUGAUCUGGUGGUGACCGUGGCCCAUAUUUUAGAUCCUCGGACUGGAGGCAGUCUUGUGGCCCACAUUAAAGUUGGAGAGACUUAUCACCAGCGGAAAGAGGGUGUCACUCAUAAACAGUGGUAUCUGUUUAAUGACUUCCUCAUAGAACCAAUUGACAAGUGUGAAGCUAUGCAGUUUGAUUUAAAUUGGAAGGUCCCCUGCAUUCUGUAUUAUGCUAGACGAAAUCUGAAUUCCAAGUAUGACUUAACCAUAAAGAAUCCAAUUGAGGCCAGUGUUUUGCUGGCAGAAGCGUCUCUGGCUAGAAAACAGCGAAAAUGUCAUGCAACUUUCAUUCCACUAAUGCUGAAUGAGAUGCCUCAGCCCAAUGAUUUAGUGGGUUUGGACGCAGAGUUUGUCACACUAAAUCAGGAAGAAGCAGAGCUGCGAAGUGAUGGGACAAAAUCCACCAUCAAGCCCAGUCAAAUGUCGGUUGCAAGGAUCACAUGUGUACGAGGUCAGGGACCAAAUGAGGGAGUUCCCUUUAUUGAUGAUUACAUCUCCACACAGGAGCAGGUUGUGGAUUACCUGACUCAGUAUUCUGGAAUCAAGCCUGGGGACCUUGACGCCAAAAUCUCAUCCAAACACCUAACCACCUUGAAGUCAACGUACCUGAAACUAAGGUUCCUCAUUGAUAUUGGAGUGAAGUUCGUGGGACAUGGGCUGCAGAAGGACUUCAGAGUCAUAAAUCUUAUGAUUCCAAAGGAGCAAGUGAUAGAUACAGUAUAUUUAUUUCACAUGCCCCGGAAAAGGAUGAUUUCACUGCGUUUCCUUGCAUGGUAUUUUCUAGAGCUUAAAAUUCAGGGUGAAACACAUGAUAGCAUAGAGGAUGCACGCACAGCACUGCAGCUGUACCGCAAGUAUCUGGAGUUGACAAAGCAUGGGAUGGAUGUUGAUGAAUUCCGAAAAAUACUCAAAGGCCUAUAUGAGAAAGGCCGAAAGAUGGACUGGAAAGUACCGGAGUCUGAAGAAGUCCAGAGUAGUCCCAAAAGAAUUUUUGGCAUCCAGACUAAUCAUCAACUUGCCUAGGCUUGAAGUGAAACUCUGUGGAUCAAGGCAUUUCUUUCCCUGGCUCCCAAUUUUCCCACCUCUGAAGGGUUAAAAUGUGAAGACAUCUGAAUGAACUAUCUAACCUAAUGAGGAGUGAAUCUGCAGCAUUUGAGGGGAAAAAAGUUUGUAUUUUUCACAGAUUCCAGAAGAAACCCGUUUCUAAAUGGAGACGGCUUGCACUGGUGCUUGACUGUUGUAGUAUUUUAACCAUGGAACACUGAUCUGACAGGAUGAAGAAUGGGAAAGGACGACAGAAUCUUGAGAAAAGAACUGAGUCACUUUGAGGAAAAUGGCAACAAACAUGUUAACUAGAGAAUGCUGGAAAUGCUCAAAACCAGGCAGCCUCUGAGGGGGGAAGUACAGUUGGUAUCAUCAACCGUUGCGAUGAUUGCCCGUCACGCGAGGACCUGCAUUUUGUCAAGGCUUCCAAAUCUCCAGAGGUUUCUUGGUAAACAUUCCAUGCUUUUUAGUGCUUUUUAGGAAGGGGUUCAUAUUCUCCCCUCUAUUUUCUUAAGUUUCUCCUUCACUUUUUAUUUGCUUACUAUAAAAACAAGUGCCCACCUGGACAGAAUAGCCUUCCUGUGAAGGCAGUAUGCUUAAUUCAGAUAGUGCAGACAUGGUUGGUAGAGUUUGGCUGCUCUGAAAUUGAAUGAAAAUCUUUAAUAUACCCCAGCAUUACCCAAUAUUUUCCUAUUCCAGGAAGAAAGCACAUAGGGUUAAUAAAUAUGGUAAUGGAAAUAUCAUCAUACAGUACGUUGUUACCAGGUUGCCAAUGCAGUUACUCAGUAAACUCAUUGCUUUCUAAGAAAUGGUUGUCUUCCCCUUUGUAGAUAUUGUUUUGUAUCCUGUCAUGUUGAAUAAGGUAUUCCACAGUGAUUUUAAUACUUCAGUUUUUUUAGAUUGUUUAAUUAAACAAUCAGGAUAUAGGAUUGAUGUCAGGACGGCAGUGUCAUCAAAUGUAACAGUCCACAUUCUUCCGAGAUUGUAUUUGUGCUAUUCAGUCUUUCCAGACAGCCAGCAGGUUGAUGUAGAAUCUUCAGUUACACUGCCGAGUUUCCUGAAUUUUCAGGUUUUUUGAAACUUAAAAGAAAAUGUGGCCUUGAGUUUACAAAUCUCCGAAUAGCUAGCAAUCUUUAUUACAGUAUUUUACAUAUGUGUUCAUGUGGUGCAAGACACUGUCAAUAUUCGGCAUUAUGUUACUCAAGUACCUGCAUUGGAAGGAAAAACAUUUGCACUUCCUGUAUAUACUAUGUAUAUACAGUUGUAAGAAAAAGUUUGUGAACCCUUUGCAAUUGCCAGAUUUUCGGCAUUAAUUACUCAUUAAAUAUGGUUUAAUCUUCCACUAAGUCACAAUAAUAGACCAACAUAAUCUGCCUACAAUAAUAACACACAAACAGUUGUAUUUUUUAUGUCUUUAUUGAACAUUGUUUAAUUAUUCAUAGUCCAAGCUGAAAAAAGCAUGUGAACCCUUGUGUUUAAUAACUGGUAGAACCUCCUUUAGCUGCAGUUACUGUAUCGUCACCAAACAUUUCUUGUAGCUGCUGAUCAGACUUGCAGAAUGGCGAAGAGGAAUUUUGGACCAUUCCUCCAUGCAAAACUGUUUCAGUUCAUCAAUAUUUCUGGGAUACCUUGCAUGAACAGCCCUCUUCAGGUCACACCACAGUACCUCAAUUGGGUUAAGGUCUAGACUCUGACGUGGCCAUUCCAAAACAUUAAUUUUCUUCUUUUUAAACUGUUCUGUUGUUGAUUUACUCUUGUGUUUCAGAUCAUUGUCUUGUUGCAAUAUCCAACGUCUUUUAAGCUUCAGGUGACAGACUGCUACCCUGACAUUCCCCUGUAAAAUGUCUUGAUACAAUUUUUGAAUUCAUUGUUCCUCAAUGAUUGUAAGCUCUCCAGGACCUGAAGCAAAAAAGCAGCCCCCAAAUCAUGAUGCUUUUUCCACCAUGCUUCAGUUGGGAUGAGGUUUUGAUGUUGAUGUGCAGUCCCCUUUUUCCUCCAAACAUAGUGGUGUGUAUUUCUGCCCAAAAAUUCAACUUUUGUCUCAUUUGUCAACAGAACAUUGUCCAAGAAGCAUUGUGGAACGUCCAGGUGGUCUUUUGCAAACUUGAGACAUACAGCAAUGUUUUUUGUUUUUUUUUGAGAGCAAUGGUUUCCUCCAUGGUGUCCUUCCAUGAACACCAUUCUUGUUCAUUCUUUUUCUUAUAAUGGACUCAUGAACAGAGACUUUAGCAAUUUUUAAAAUUAUUAUUAUUAAAGAUUUCUGCAGGUUUUUUGCUAUUACCCUUGUGUUCUUUUCACCUCCUUCAGCAUUUCACAUGCUCUUGGUGUGAUCUUUGCAGGAUGCCCACUCCUAGGGAGAGUAGCGACAGUACUCAAUUUCCUCCCUUUGUAGACAAUUUCUCUUACUGUGGACUGAUGAACACUCAGGUCUUUAGAAGAUCAAUUGUAGAGAUGUAUGAAAUUGGAAAAGACUGCAAAAUCAUUUCUAAAGUCUUCAAAGUUGUUUUGAUCAAGGCAUGGUGCACAUAAACAGAACUUUCUUGAAGAGCAGGCUUCAUCAGUAACCUGAUUUCGUGUCUUUUUUUUCCCAUAGAGCAGGGCACCUCUGCAACCCACUCCUCCAAUCUCAUCGAUUGGAACACCUGACUCCAAAAGGCUUUUGUAGAAAGCAUUACCCCAGAGGUUCACAUACUUUUUUGACCCUUAACUGUGAUUGUUUAAAUGAUAUGCUCAGUAUUGAUGAGAAGUACAAUUGUUUGUGUGUUAGUAGUUUAGGCAGAUUGUUUGUCUCUUACUGUGACAGAUGAAGAUCAGACCAAGUUUUGAGUAAUAAUGCAGAAGACCAGGUAAUUGC